This is a messenger RNA of Glarea lozoyensis ATCC 20868, 648 nucleotides long. RefSeq names its product Acyl-CoA N-acyltransferases (Nat). Gene Ontology annotation, molecular function: acyltransferase activity, transferring groups other than amino-acyl groups. The record is from RefSeq and is a predicted model, not a curated record. The transcript has 2 exons. NCBI's taxonomy places the organism in Eukaryota, Fungi, Ascomycota, Leotiomycetes, Helotiales, Helotiaceae. The coding region runs from base 1 to 648 and encodes 215 amino acids.
AUGGCCAACCCAACACUCACCAUCUCCCCCGCCACUCCCCCCGACCUCCCAGGUAUAAUAGAGGUAUGGUACGCCUCUUUCAACCUCCUGCACAUCUUCCCGGACACACCCAUUGUUAAAUCUUGGAUCGCGGCCAGUAUGCUACGGAAUAUAGAGGGGGAGGAUGGAGGUGGGACGAGCUUUUGGGUGUGUAAGGAUGGGGAGGGGAGGGUUGUGGGGUUUGCGCGGUGGUUUUUAGAGGAGGGGGAAGUGAGGGAAAAUGAGGAGGGAAGGAAAAGGAAUGGCGUUACGACGUGGGAAGAGCGGUGGAUUGGUGAUGGAGGGAGUUUGUGUGAGGGUGUUACUCGUGAGGGGUUUGGAAAUGAGUUUAUGGAGCCGAUGAUGAGACAGCAUGAGGUUGUUAUGGCUGGUCGGAAGCAUUACUUUCUGGAAAUCCUAGCAACCCAUCCCGAUUUCCGUCAAAUGGGCGUUGGUUCUAGGUUACUGGAAUGGGGGGUCAAGAAGGCGGAUGAAGAGGGACUGGACAUCUAUUUGGAUGGGAGUAAGAUGGGGGCGGCGUUGUAUGAGAAGUUUGGGUGGGUUGCUAAGAGGGAAUUCAUGGAUCCGGAUGCUGUGAGUACGCCUAUGUUGAGGCCGGGAAAGGUGUGA